AUGGCCGACUUUGGACCGCGUGCCCCUCAUGGGCCUGAUAUGACCGGCACUCACAAUCCGCUGGAGAACAUGGAUAUCCACGAGAAGGGGGCAUUCGACCAGCUGAUUCGCCCCGACGACAGCUAUAACCCCGAGGGCGUCUACUGGGCCGAUCUUCCCAUUGCCCAGAAGGUCAAGUUCGUCAGCUCCUACGACGCGGGCGAGGCCAAGCGUGAACUUGGUGCCAUCUGGUCCAUGAUGAAGGAGGACCCUCUUUCGCCUGUUUCAUACUACUUCCGCAACAUGGUUUUGCCCGGUGCCGGUCUCGGGCUUGAGGGUUACGUGCUCUUCUCCAUUGGUAACAUCAAACCUCUGUUCCAGAAGUCCUUCCCUUCGUGCUGGAAGACCCACAAGAUCUGCGAUGAGCAGUGGACGAAUGCGGUGGAUUAUCUCGAGAUCAUUGGUAUCAUCUGCGGUCAGAUUCUGGUCGGUGUGAUUGGUGACUGGAUCGGUCGUCGUUGGGGUCUGAUUCAGGAUGCGACCAUCAUGUUUAUUGGUUUGAUCAUGUUGACUGCUGCUUGGGGUGUUACCCAGAAUGGCUGGGUGAUUUGCUACGCAUGGUCGCUGUUCUUCUACAGUGUUGGUGUUGGUACGUUCUUUUUUUUUCCAGAAUACUCUCCCGAGUGGCAACUAACCGUGCAAUCAGGUGGCGAGUACCCUAUGACAGCGACCAGCGGUAUGGAGAACGCCGUCGGCGCGGGCAAGAUUUCGACCAAGGAAGAUCGCCUCCACCGUGGCCGCAAGGUUACCUCCGCCUUCUUGAUGCAGGGUUGGGGCCAGUUUGCCAACCAGGUCAUCCUGAUCAUCCUCCUGCUCUGCUUCCACCACGGUAGCGGCAACCCUCCCUACUCCGCCGUGGCCACUCAGUGGACUUACCGUAUUUCCUUCGCCAUUCCCGCCGUCGGAACCCUGUGGCUCGUCUACUACCGUGCCUACCAUAUGAAGGCGGCUAGCAAGCAGCUUACCGCGGCUAAGAAGAAGGCCUCCGUGACCGGUUAUGAUGUGGACUCUCUGCGCCUCACCUUCAAGUACUUCGGCUCUCGCCUUCUGGCCACCGCUGGCAGCUGGUUCGCCAACGAUGUCUUCUUCUACGGAAACAAGCUCUUCCAAAGCGAGUUCAUCGCCGUGAUUAGUCCUGCGACCACCUCGGUGAUGCCCACCUGGCUGUGGAACUUGGUCAACGUCGGCGUCUCUCUGGUCGGCUAUUACUUGGCUUCGUUUCUCAUCGAUAACAAGCUGUACGGCCGCAAGUGGAUGCAAAUGUUAGGUUUCCUAAUGUGCUUCGUUCUCUUCGUCGUCCCUGCGUUCCAUUACGAGUACUACACCACUCCCGAGCACAUCAAGGAAUUCCAGGCCAUGUACUUCCUGAGUUCCUUCUUCAAUCAGUUUGGUCCCAAUUGUGUCACUUUCCUGGUUGCGGCUGAGGUCUUCCCCACCCCCAUCCGUGCUACUGCUCACGGUCUCUCUGCUGCGGCCGGAAAGGCCGGUGCUCUCCUGGCCUCGGUCCUGUACAACUACAUCGACACCCAAACCAAGUUCUACGUCGUUCCCUGGUUCGGUCUGGCCGGUAUGGUUCUGACUUUGGUUUUUCUGCCCGACACCACUGGCCUUGAUCUCAAGGAGCAGGAACGUCGCUGGCAAUACCUGCGCGAGGGCCGCGAGGCGGAAUACCACGGCGCCGCUGUGCACCCCGCUCACCUGUCUUUGUAUGAGCGCUUCGUCCUCCGCAAGAGCCGUUACUACGACGCCGAGAAGGAUUACCAGCAGAAGGUCGAAGAAUACCGCCUGGAGUGGGAAGCCGCUAUGGCCCAGAAACUCCAGGAACAGGACAAGGAGGAUGCCUUCGACACUGAUGACUCCUUGCUCGAGGGUCAUGUCCACACCUACUUCCACCGCACCAGCCCUAUGUUCAAGGGUCAGGAGAAGCUCGGUGGAAAGCAGGACAACUUCACAUUGCCCCCCUCCUGCCGAGGGUGGUUCUCAAGGGUCCUCCUUGAAUGA
Penicillium maclennaniae is the source of this 2040-nucleotide messenger RNA. Its product is annotated as putative MFS phosphate transporter. Gene Ontology annotation, biological process: transmembrane transport. NCBI's taxonomy places the organism in Eukaryota, Fungi, Ascomycota, Eurotiomycetes, Eurotiales, Aspergillaceae. Gene Ontology annotation, cellular component: membrane. Gene Ontology annotation, molecular function: transmembrane transporter activity. The transcript is spliced from 2 exons. The coding region runs from base 1 to 2040 and encodes 679 amino acids. The record is from RefSeq and is a predicted model, not a curated record.